AUGUUUAAGUCAUCGAUACGUAGGCUUGCAACUGAGGCCACAUCAAGUACUACUUCAAGCACAGCAUUUAAUAUUUCUAAACCACCAUCAUAUACUUUAGCACAAUUACGUUCAUUUCCAUCAUUAGAACCAACUAAAUUUUUACCAUUACCAACAACAUUUUUUAAUACAGAAUCACCACUUCGUAGAGAUAUUUUAUGGAGUUCAGUAGUUUAUGAAGCUGAUAAAUCACGUAUUGGAUCAAAUUAUGUUGUUUUAAAAUCUGAUUCACCUUAUUCAAAUCGUAAAUUACGUCGUCAAAAAGGUAGUGGUAUGGCAAGAUUGGGUGAUCGUAAUUCACCACAUAUGGAUAAUGAAAUUAAAGCUCAUGCAAUUAAAGGACCACAUGAUUGGAGUACUGAAUUACCUAAAAAAAUUUAUGAUUUGGGAUUUAAAAAUGCAUUUACAAAUCAUUAUAAAUUGGGGAAUUUAAAUAUUAUUGAAAAUGAUUUAAAUUUUAAAUUUAAUUAUGAUAUAAUUACUCAAAUGUUUAUUAGUACUCAUCAAUUAAAUGGGAAAAAUUUAUUAUUUAUUGUUGAUGAUGAAAGAAUUAAUUUAAAUAAUUCAAUUAAUGAAUUUUUCACUAGCCAAAAGAAAUUAAAUCUGUUGAGUAAAAAAGAAAAACCUAAAUAUUUAAGUAAAUUAAAAGGUAAAGUUAUCAAAAAAGAAGAUGUUGAAGUUAGAGAUAUCUUAAGAGCUGAUAAAGUUUUCAUUGAAUUACCUGCUUUACAAUGGUUCAUUACUGAAUAUGGUCAGGAAUAG
Molecule: messenger RNA, 801 nt
Organism: Candida tropicalis MYA-3404
Lineage: Eukaryota; Fungi; Ascomycota; Pichiomycetes; Serinales; Debaryomycetaceae
Gene: YML6
Product: mitochondrial 54S ribosomal protein uL4m
Exons: 1
Coding region: 1-801 (266 amino acids)
Biological process (GO): translation
Cellular component (GO): ribosome
Molecular function (GO): structural constituent of ribosome
Source: RefSeq, a predicted model, not a curated record